GCUUCCUGCUAGCUUAGCGCGCGAGAAAAUCGGUCUAGAAGCAGCGCGGAAACGUGGGCUUCGGCCGCUCGCAGUUUGUCCUUUUGAGAGUUUUCAUUCAUUGUCACAGGUAUUCCUUCGUAUCGUUCAGUGUGCACAGCCUGCGUUUUGAUACGGUACUACGGUGUGCUGUUUUGGAGGCAGCUAAAUACCAAGCCACGUCUUGCUACUGCAAGAGUGUGGUUCAUGAAAGGACAACGUGAACACUCAUGUCGGUGCGCACGGUGUAGCUGUCAUCUGAAAGGUGCUGUGCGGCCCAGAUAUGUCAAAGAGGCCACAGACGAGUGUUGAUGAAGACAGCGCGCCAUCCUCGAGCAAGAGGCCCAGAAGCAAGACACUGCAAUGCUCGCAACCCUUCUCGGAGAAUGAUUAUGCCCUUGGCAUAAUUGAAGCGGUCCACCUGAAGAACUUCAUGUGUCAUAGUAAACUUGAUUUCACAUUCUCGGAGAAGACAAACUUCAUCGUCGGCAGGAAUGGAAGUGGCAAGAGUGCCAUUCUCACAUCCCUAAUCGUCGGCUUUGGCGGCAAGGCAAGCGCAGCGUCGCGUGGGACCAGUGUCAAAAGCUUUGUGGAAACUGGAAAACGCUCGGCAGAGGUGUCUGUCAGGAUUCAAAACAAAGGCCAGGAUGCUUUCAAGCCUAAGGCGUAUGGAGACUCGAUUGUGAUAACCAGGAGGCUGACAGCUGACGGUGCAUCGCAGUACAAGCUCAAAGCUGCCAACGGUGCCCUUGUAUCAACUAAGAGGCAGGAGCUGACAAGGAUUCUGGACCAUUACAAUAUCCAGAUCGACAAUCCCGUGAUGAUUCUGAAUCAGGAGACUAGCAGGAAUUUUCUUCAGAGCAAGAGUCCCCGAGAUAAGUACAAUUUCUUCAUGAAGGCCACGCAGCUGGAACAGCUCAAGGCCACUUACAAGCAGAUCGUGGAGGACAGGGUGGCAAUGGACCGCGAAUUGACCAUGAAAGAAAAGCUGCUGCCAGAGAUGGCAAGGGAGGUUAAGCGGCAGGAGAAGCUGUGGCAGGCAUUUGAGAACCUGGAGGACCAACGGGCCAAGCUGGAACGGCUAAAGGCGGAGGUGCUUUGGGCCAAGGUCAUCGAGAAGGAAGACGUGCUGCAGCAGACUGAAGCCAUGUGCGAGAAGGAAGGCAGGGCGCUCUCAAGGCUGGAGGAUAAAAUCACGGAAAUAGAUGAAAAGGCACAAACACACGAAGAGGCGCGCAAGGGUCUUCAGGCCGAGCUGAACGAGGCACUCGAGCGCAUCCAAGAGGUGCAGCCGGCCAUACUGUCUGUCCGCAAGGAGUACACAAUCAAGAAAGAGCAGCUCCGUGAGAAGGAGCAGGCAAUGGCACGCGUUGAUCGUGAUCUGGUGGCGAAGCGCAAGGAAGCAGAGAUUGUGAAAGGCCGGAUUGACGAACUGCGCACGUUUGACCACGGCAAGCAGGCUGAGGAGAAGGCGCAGCGUGAGGCGCAGAUCAGGGACCUGGAGGCAAGAAAGAACGAGUUGCGGUCGCGCCUCCGCACGUCAGAGCACCACUGCGAGCAGGUCAAGGCGUCGGUGGACGAGUGCUCAGCGAGGCUGCAGGGCAUCAAGGGCGAACAGCGUGAGCUGAAGGACAACACGACUGCCCUGUCGACGUCCAUCCAGAACUUGCAGGCCAGUAAAAAGAACAGCCUGCAGCGAUUUGGCCGUCACGUGCCGCAGUUGCUACGCGAAAUAGACGCUGCCGUGUCCAAGGGAAGGUUCAAGAAACGCCCCAAGGGGCCCCUGGGAUCGCUGAUGAAGCUGAAGGAUCAGCGCUGGGACCUGGCCACCGAGUCCUGUCUCGGAAGCCUCCUGCUCGCAUUCUUGGUGGACAAUGACCAGGAUGCCAGGACCCUUCGGCAGAUCAUGUCGAAGGUCAUGGGUGCCGAGCGCAAGCCAUCCAUCAUCACUAGCUCCUUCAUGGGAACCGUGUACAACUACAAGUCCAAGGCGAUGCGGUCUCCAAGAUAUCCCAAUCUUCUAGAGAAUCUCGAAAUUGAAGAUGCCGAUGUGAUCAACUGCCUCAUUGAUCAGAGGUCACUGGAGAAGAUUGCCCUCAUCGACACCAAUAACGAGGCACGAAACGUGAUGAUGAAUGCUGCUGCCGUCCCGCCAAAUUGCACGGAGGCCUUCACGGCACAAGGCGAUCAGUUGUACCCAGCGCCCGACUUCCGCUACUACUCAGCGUACAAGCAGCGGGCCGAACUGCUCAAGGAGAACGUGGACGACCAGAUUCGGGAGAAGAAAACGGAGCUUGCAGAUGCGGAGAGAAGACUGAAAGAAUUGGACUCUAUAUAUGCUGACCGUCGAGCCGAGCUGGUGCAGAGCCAGAAGGAGUCACAUCGCCUGUCAGCCCAGCUGGAUUCGCUGAGGCGCGAAGAAGUCCAGGUGUCCUCCAAGAUCCGUGAGCUGGCGAGCAUUGAGGAGCCUGAGCCAACGAAUGUUUCUAUGCUGGAGGAACUGCUGGAAAAGUUGGCAGGUGAGAUCAGUGUCGUCACUGAGGAGCUGUCUGAGCUCAAGGAGCAGCAGAUGGAACUUCGUGCGAAGAUGAAGGCGAAGGCAGCGAAGAGCCGGGAAAUCGAGGAAGGACGCACCGAGCUGCUCAAAGUGAGCAAUGACAUCAAGACAAAGUUGCUCGAUGCAGACGCGCAGUUGCAGAAGGAUAGAAGCCAGAUGGAAAGCCUCAAGGAACAGAAGAAAGCCAUCGAGCAGAGGCAGUCUGCCUCGGAGCGGCAGCUCAAGACUGUCAGCCUGCAGAUUAAAGAACUGACAGAGAAGGCCGUCGAAGCUUCAUCCGAGCGGAUACUGUCUCGGAGGAAACCAGCUGCCAUUGCGGCUGAAAUUGAAGCUCUCGAAAGUCAGCUGCAGGUGGAAGAAAAAAGGAAGGGCAACAAGGAUGAGGUGGCUCAACAGUACAAGUCGCUCCUGGCAGAGUACACAAAGGUCAAGGAGAGGGCUCAGGAGCUGCGCGAGUUGGUAGCGGAACUCGAAAAAGCCAUGAUUCAACGAUUUGAAAAGUAUACCUGCUUAUGCAACCAGACGACGCUGCGGCUCCGCCUCAUCUUCCGAACGACACUGCUGCAGCAGAACUUCACUGGGGACCUGGAGAUCGACCAUGAAAAGCAGCAUCUUCACAUCAGGGUGGAGCCCAAGCAAGGGACCAGUGGCACAAAAGCGCGCCAGGACUUGAAGGCCCUUUCGGGCGGCGAGCGUUCCUUCUCCACCGUCUGCUUUGUGCUGGCCCUGUGGGACACCAUGGAGUGUCCGUUCCGAAUCAUGGACGAAUUCGACAUCUUCAUGGACAUGGGCAAGAGGCGAGUGAGCCUGGAAAUGAUUCUUGAAAUGACCAGGCGCAAAUCCCUGAACCAGUUCGUGUUCCUGACACCACUCGAGCUGCCAGCCAUUGCUGCACUCAAGCAUGUAAACAUCAUGAUAAUGCCAGAGCCGAGCCGCAAGCGUGCGGCUGCUGUUGCAGCCGGAAAUGAUGAUGAUGAUGAAAGGCAGCAGUAACUGUGAUAUCUUCAUCGAAUUGUCAAAAUUUAGCACUUCAAGCUGAUUUGUACCUUAAAGUUGAGGUACAGAAGUGCUUUUUAUUUUUAUUUAUUUGAAGUAACAUAGAUAUUGUUUCCUUAUUUUUUUUUUACUAGAAAGUGUUCUAGUCGUCAAUUUUUUUUUCCUGUUUUGCAUUUAAUGUGCAAGGCCCCAUGUAUUACUUGCUGUAUAACUUCCUUUCUAGUUUGCAUAUUCGUUUUUUAUCGAUGGACUUGCAGCUUAGAAUGCUGUAGUUAUGUACUACGGUGUGCAAGGAAGCCCCCUAUUUUUAUAAUUGCGUUCACUGAUUUCUGUAAGCGCACGUUAUAGAUUUUAAUAAUCCAGAUAUCUUAUUCACUUAGUUUUAAUGUUUUAAUGCAAAUUUGUGAAUAAAACUUGUACAUAUUCCAUUGUUUGUAAUUAAAUCCAUAGAUCCUGCUACGGGUUGAGUGUGUUUGCACUGGAGUUUCGCCCUUCCUGCAUGCAACACAUGUGCUUUGCACAUUGAAAGUGCCUGGCAGUGUGUGUUGCCUGUCUUCGUUUAAUUGCGAGCAUCACCGUGACGCGAGUUUGCAACUGCAGAACACGUUCACGUAAUAAAGGAACCUGCUGCAGUCU
Molecule: messenger RNA, 4207 nt
Organism: Dermacentor silvarum
Lineage: Eukaryota; Metazoa; Arthropoda; Arachnida; Ixodida; Ixodidae
Product: structural maintenance of chromosomes protein 6-like
Exons: 23
Coding region: 302-3568 (1088 amino acids)
Biological process (GO): double-strand break repair via homologous recombination
Cellular component (GO): site of double-strand break; nucleus; Smc5-Smc6 complex
Molecular function (GO): damaged DNA binding; single-stranded DNA binding
Source: RefSeq, a predicted model, not a curated record